This is a messenger RNA of Rattus rattus (black rat), 465 nucleotides long. RefSeq names its product S-adenosylmethionine decarboxylase proenzyme-like. Gene Ontology annotation, cellular component: cytosol. The record is from RefSeq and is a predicted model, not a curated record. Bases 31 to 465 code for a protein of 144 amino acids. Gene Ontology annotation, molecular function: putrescine binding; adenosylmethionine decarboxylase activity. Gene Ontology annotation, biological process: spermidine biosynthetic process; spermine biosynthetic process. Lineage: Eukaryota; Metazoa; Chordata; Mammalia; Rodentia; Muridae. The transcript has a single exon.
AUUCUGGCAAGUGAGCUUGAUUCAGCAGUUAUGGACCAAUUCUUCAUGGAAGAUGGAGUUACUGCAAAGGAUGUCAUUCAUGAGAGUGGAAUUAGUGACCUGAUACCAGAUUCUGUCAUUGAUCCCACACUGUUCAAUCCUUGUGACUACUCAAUGAAUGGAAUGAAAUUGGAUGGAACAUAUUGGAUUAUUCACAUUACUCCAGAACCAGAAUUUUCUUAUGUUAGCUUUGAAACAAACCUAAGUCAGACCUCCUAUGACGACCUGAUCAGGAAAGUUGUAGAAGUCUUCAAGCCAGGAAAAUUUGUGACCACCUUGUUUGUCAAUCAGAGUUCUAAGUGUCACACAGUGCUUUCUUCGCCCCAGAAGAUUGACAGUUUCAAAGGUCUUGAUUGCCAGAGUUCAACGAUUACAAUUCUGUUUUUACCAGUUUUUCUAAGAAACAGCAACAACAGAGUUGAUUAG